Messenger RNA from Lutra lutra (Eurasian river otter), 7780 nucleotides. It is a transcript of the gene ZBTB16, whose product is annotated as zinc finger and BTB domain containing 16. NCBI's taxonomy places the organism in Eukaryota, Metazoa, Chordata, Mammalia, Carnivora, Mustelidae. Bases 422 to 2443 code for a protein of 673 amino acids. The record is from RefSeq and is a predicted model, not a curated record. Gene Ontology annotation, biological process: regulation of transcription by RNA polymerase II. The transcript has 7 exons. Gene Ontology annotation, molecular function: DNA-binding transcription factor activity; protein binding; RNA polymerase II cis-regulatory region sequence-specific DNA binding.
AGGCGCGCGCCGGGGCGCCCCGGGGCUGGAGAGGUCCGAGGGGCGCGCUCCCUUCGGCCACUCGGCCGCCGGGCUGGUGCCUUAUUUUAUUCGGCUUGUUCCCUUCCUGCUGCGGCAGCCGUCGCCACCGCCGGUUGGGGGUCGGCUAGAAGGGGAGCCCCGGCUGUCAGCUUGGGCGCAGCUGCCUCCCCAACCCUUCCUCUCUAGGGCACGGUCGGGGUGAGAGGUGGGGGGCAGAGCGGUCUUGGGGGGGGGGGCUGGAGGCGCGAGCGGAGGGUCGGGGAACCGGAGGCUUUGUACCACCAGGGGCCGGCGGAGGAGCGGCGAGCGGCCCUCUCCGUUGGCCCAGGACACGCAUCCAGCCCCGCCACGCAGAGCCAGGAAGGAAAGAGAGCCUCAUGCCUAAGCCGAGGGGAGCACCAUGGAUCUGACAAAGAUGGGCAUGAUCCAGCUGCAGAACCCCAGCCACCCCACGGGGCUCCUGUGCAAGGCCAACCAGAUGCGGUUGGCGGGGACGCUGUGUGACGUGGUCAUCAUGGUGGACAGCCAGGAGUUCCAUGCCCACCGGACCGUGCUGGCCUGCACCAGCAAGAUGUUUGAGAUCCUCUUCCACCGCAACAGCCAGCACUAUACGCUGGACUUCCUCUCGCCAAAGACCUUCCAGCAGAUUCUGGAGUACGCGUACACGGCCACGCUGCAAGCCAAGGCGGAGGACCUGGACGACUUGCUGUACGCAGCCGAGAUCUUAGAGAUCGAGUACCUAGAGGAGCAGUGCCUGAAGAUCCUGGAGACCAUCCAGGCCUCAGACGACAAUGACACAGAGGCCACCAUGGCAGAUGGUGCGGCCGAGGAGGAAGAGGACCGCAAAGCUCGGUACCUCAAGAACAUCUUCAUCUCGAAGCAUUCCAGCGAGGAGAGCGGGUACGCCAGUGUGGCCGCACAGAGCCUCCCGGGACCCAUGGUGGACCAGAGCCCUUCUGUCUCCACCUCGUUCGGUCAUUCGGCCAUGAGUCCCACCAAGGCUGCGGUGGACAGCUUGAUGACCAUAGGACAGUCUCUCCUCCAGGGAACGCUCCAGCCUCCCGCGGGGCCCGAGGAGCCGACUCUGGCUGGAGGUGGGAGGCACGCUGGGGUGGCCGAGGUGAAGACGGAGAUGAUGCAGGUGGACGAGGUGCCCGGCCAGGACAGCCCUGGGGCCACCGAGUCUGGCAUGGCGGGCGCCAUGGGGGACAAAGUUGAGGAAAGGGGCAAAGAGGGGCCUGGGACCCCGACUCGGAGCAGCGUCAUCACCAGCGCCCGGGAGUUGCAUUACGGGCGUGAGGAGAGCGCGGAGCAGCUGCCGCCUCCCACCGAGGCUGGCCAGGGCCCCCCGGGCCGACCCGAGCACCCCGCGCCCCCAGCCGAGAAACACCUGGGCCUCUAUUCCGUGUUGCCCAACCACAAGGCCGACGCCGUGUUGAGCAUGCCGUCCUCAGUGACCUCAGGCCUCCACGUGCAGCCCGCCCUGGCCGUGUCCAUGGACUUCAGCACCUACGGGGGGCUGCUGCCCCAGGGCUUCAUCCAGAGGGAGCUGUUCAACAAGCUGGGGGAGCUGGCUGUGGGCAUGAAGUCCGAGAGCCGGACCAUCGGGGAGCAGUGCAGCGUGUGCGGGGUGGAGCUCCCUGACAACGAGGCUGUGGAGCAGCACAGGAAGCUGCACAGUGGCGUGAAGACGUACGGGUGUGAGCUCUGCGGAAAGCGGUUCCUGGAUAGUUUGCGCCUGAGAAUGCACUUACUGGCUCAUUCAGCUGGUGCCAAAGCCUUUGUCUGUGACCAGUGUGGAGCCCAGUUUUCGAAGGAGGAUGCGCUGGAGACACACAGGCAGACCCAUACCGGCACGGACAUGGCCGUCUUCUGUCUGCUGUGCGGGAAGCGCUUCCAGGCGCAGAGCGCGCUCCAGCAGCACAUGGAGGUCCACGCCGGCGUGCGCAGCUACAUCUGCAGCGAGUGCAACCGCACCUUCCCCAGUCAUACCGCCCUCAAACGCCACCUGCGCUCACACACAGGCGACCACCCGUAUGAGUGUGAGUUCUGUGGCAGCUGCUUCCGGGAUGAGAGCACACUCAAGAGCCACAAACGCAUCCACACGGGCGAGAAACCCUAUGAGUGCAAUGGCUGCGGCAAGAAGUUCAGCCUCAAGCACCAGCUGGAGACGCACUAUAGGGUGCACACAGGCGAGAAGCCCUUCGAGUGCAAGCUGUGCCACCAGCGCUCCCGCGACUACUCGGCCAUGAUCAAACACCUGCGCACGCACAACGGCGCCUCGCCCUACCAGUGCACCAUCUGCACCGAGUACUGCCCGAGCCUGUCCUCCAUGCAGAAGCACAUGAAGGGCCACAAGCCCGAGGAGAUCCCGCCCGACUGGAGGAUAGAGAAGACUUACCUCUACCUGUGCUACGUGUGAGGAGGGCCCGCGGCCUCGGCGGCAAGCGGGCAGCCAGGGGAGCGGCGUUCCAGCGGGGUGAAGUCCGCAAGCCACUGGGCAACAAAAGAGAAAUAGAACAAAAAGGAAGGAAAAAAAGAAAAAAAAAAGGAAAAAAAAAAGAGACAAGAAAAAGGAAACCUGAUAGCUGUCUGGCCUUGGACUCUCUCUGGGGCUCCAGGUGACCUGAUGCCUGGCCACUGCCCCUCCCCAGGGGCUAGGGGGGCCCCCUCUGUCCCUCCUCCGCCUGGGCUGUGGUUGGCCUCAUGUUCUUGGGUGGGGGCGGAGGGGGUUUGUUCAGCUCAGAGGGCGGUAUGUUUUUCUCGUCCCUCCACCUAGAACCCCCUUCGAUGUCCAGAAGUGGAGGCAGGGGAGGGGGCAAGGGGGCCUCUGGACGGAGCCCAACAAUCCGCCUGUCCCCCCCUCUCGCUGACUCCUCAGAACGGGGUUGGGGGCAGGGAGGGGGCCUGCAGGUGGUGGGCUGGGCCGGUCACGAGUUGGUGGUCACAUGGCAGCUCUGGUUUGCUGGGGCAGAUGGGGGUGGGAGGAGCUCUCCUUCCCUUCCUACCACUCAGUGUAUCUGUUGCUUCCCCUGCACGGCAUCCCCCCCCCCCCACCGCCUCCAUUCUGCCACAUUACAGUGUCCCCUCAAGGUCUCCAGCAGCUUCUUGGCUCUUGUCCCUCUCUAGCUCCUUGCUCCCUGCCUCCCUGUGACUCCUGUCCUCCAAGCACAGGGCCCCCAGCCCCUCAGGGACAGGGUGGGGGGGCACGUCUUCCUCCUCGCCCAGUCUCCCUAGUGGGGAAGCUGGGUCUGACUCCAGAUUCCCCACCCUGAUGCCCUCAGUUUUCUGAGGACACCCUUGCCAAGCCCUGUCCUGAGCGAGGUUCCUGUUGAGCUGCUUUUGCUUCCAAAAUGGGAAAACAUUAACUAGCUAUAUACUGUCCCAUCAAACAAACCAACACAAAUCCCUACAACCCCAAUUUCAGUCCGUAGGAGAAGGAAUCCAUGUAAGGACUCGUCAUCUAAGGGAAGGAUGUGGAUGCCCUUCUUGGAGAAGGGGACCCCCUGUCUAGGGGUCAGGGUAGCUGGCUGGGCAGGGGGAGGGUUGCUGAGUUGUACUGGGGACCCCAGCCCUGGUGCAGAGAGUGGCACAGAAUUCCCGGGUCUCAGGGCCCCCCACCCCCCAGUCCACAGGGAGGAGGAAGGAGAGGAGGAGGAGGAGUUGAAAGCGCUUUGGCCCUUGUGUUCUGUUUUGCUUCUUUUCUGUGUCCCCUGUUCCCCUGUUAGCACAUUGUACUUGAAUUACCUCAGUUUUUUGUGACCUCAUGAGCUUUGUUAACCCCUGUAUCUCUUUUUUGGUUGGGGGUUGGAGGAAUAGGGAGGAUGUUCUUUUCUGUUUCUUGUGUAAAUUAAGAGUUGGUUUCAUAGACUUCCGCUGGCCUCAGCCCUCCCCAUCCCAGCUGGAAGGAGCUGUACAGAAGGAGUCCAGUACUCAGGAUCUGAAUGUGAGAGCCCGGGGCUCAGCAGAAGGUGGGCAGAGGGGAGGGCGUGACGGGUGCACACGGGAGUCACUGUUGGUUCUGCCCAGGGCCCAAGUCCUCUGCGCCCAGCCAGGGUUCAGCCUAAAACAUCCUGGAGGAGAUCCCGCCUUUCUUACAAUUUGCUGGGUGAUUAGAGUCUAGGGGCCCAUAUUAUUGUAUCAUUCAGCUCCUGGCGACCCUGUGGGCCCACCUCCCUGGGCUUGAUCAUUGCCAAAAUUGGUCUCUCUUCAGGGUUGGGUGGGGAUGAGCCUGGCUUUGUUUUGUUGCGUGAGGGUAGGGGUGUUGUUUUUCUAAAAGCUACCUCUUAUGUUCCUCCAUUCUUUUGUUCCCUUCAUGCCUCCCAUUCUGCUGCUCUGCUCCCCGCCCCCUUUCUCCCCAGCCUCCCCACCCCUGAAUUUUGGAAAGCACAUUUGCAAUAUUUGUGUUCACUUUGGGAUGGGCCCUCUGUUUCAUCUCAUGCUUUAUUUGUAAGAGUUGUGUGUGUGUGUGUGUGUGUUUUCUUUCCUUUCUCUCUCCGAGAAAGUUGUGGCUGCCAUUUUAUCUUGGUUUUUGAAAAGUGGUUUUGGGAAGCGGUUUUGGGAGAAGGGUCAUGAGGGCUCUAAGGAAGUCAGAGGGAUGGGUGCUGCUGUGAACACUCCCACCCCGUCCUUUGGUCCCAGCCCUCUUGCCAGCCCCUGCAGUCUCGCCCACCAAAUCGGAAGGCCUUAAAAAUUGUGUGUUGGGGGGGGCGGGAUGUGAACUGGGGGUACUCUGUCACUAGACUGUUGAUUGGGGAUGAUAAGGUAGGGGAGAUGCUAUUUUGCAAUUGUAAUAAUGACUUAGAGCUUUGGAAAGGAAAAAAAAAAGUUGAAAUAUGUGACUAGAGCAGUUGUCAUGUUGAUAAUGUGAAAAGAAGGACAUUUUCUGGGGGAGGGGCCGUCUGUAAGAAAUCAGUAUGCACUAUGCUUCCUCCCCCAGUCUGGGAAGAAAGGGGACUGCUGGCCCUCAGGGGAUCUGUAAAUCCCAGAAAACAAUAUUUUAACAGCAAGCUAUCAUUCAACUUUGGUGGGGAAGGGGAAAAAAAAAAUCAAACAAUUCCAUAGACCUAGCUGACACCUCUCACUGCCCCUCACCCUUCCCACGCAGCCUGGGUCUCCUGCCCUAUUCAUAAAAGCUGAGAGGGUUGAGCUAAUAUUUACAAAUUGUAAUAUUUUUGUAAUGUUUGUUAGUUCCUUCGUCAGUUCUACAAGACCUUGCCCUUUCCUUUUGUAAUGUGAAUAGGAAAAAAAAAAAAAGACAAAAAAAAUCCACCACCACCACCAAAAUAUCCCUUUGUACGUGUGUGCGUGUGUUUUGUGUGUGGUUGUGUGUUCAUCACAUGGUAUUGUUGUAAUCUGGUAUUGCAGCAUUGGAUGGUACUAAGUGAGUCCGUGUCUGCCUCCACUGUCCUAGCCAGGAAGUAAGGAAAGAGGGUCAAGGCUGUGGUGUCUGAAGGAUAGGGGGAGGGAGAUGCCUCGUGCUGGUUUCGCUCUCCCUUCCCCCUCCGAGGAGCCUCGACGUCCUACGGGAAGGCCAGCAUGCCUCUUUCCCAGUUUCCUACUCACAAAGACAAAAUCCUUCGGACCUUGCCAAGGCCUUCUUAGCCGGGCCUCCUGGCCAAGGUGAAGGUCAAAAAGUAUGUGGAAUCUUGAGAUGGGUCUGGAUAAGGGGGGCAGGGGAGACGAGGGAGGGUGGAGGUGCUGUCUCCCCAGGUGAGAGCCGAGUGUUCUUACUUCCCUCUUCCUUCUGCCAUCUGGCCCCUUGGCCAGCCUCUGCCUUUAGCCGUGAACUGCUGACUACCGUACUGCUGCUACUGCCUUACCCAGCGUAGCGAAACUUCUCCAGCUUGGAGAGCCCAGGCUGGUUAGUGGUCCCUUUCCAGUGCUCAGCUCCUACAGGCGUGUCCCUUAAUGCUUUCGGUGACAUUUAGCCGUCAUGUGAUCUUUUCCCUAUUCACUCCUUCAUUCAUUCAAAGCAUUAAAAUCCUAUGUGUAUAUAGGAUAGACAAAUAUAGAGAUAUAUAUAUAUAGCAAGAGAGAGAGAUAUAAAAUAGUAAAUAUCAUUGCUGCUUUGGGCUGCUUUGGAGGAGGCCACGGAUAGCGGGAAGAUAGAUCUGGGGUGCAGGGGUGGGGAGGGAGACUGGGGGCCCCAGCGAUCCAGUACAAUCCAGGGAUGCAAAGCGGGCUUGUUUAAUCUUCGUGCCUGAACAGUUUCUCUGUGUGUAGAAAACAAAACAAAACUGCUGCAUUUUUUCACAAGUGUAUGGUACCCUUCUGGAUGCCAUUGGUCCCACCGGCUGCAGGGGGGUUAAGGCCCGGAGUGAGAGGGCCAUUUGGCUUACCUCCUAGCAGGGGAGUGAGCCCUUGGUGGGGUGGCCUCCGGACUCUGUCCAGGAGAGGGCUGGGGGGUGGUGGGGGCGGGAGGAGAGGUGUAGACAGUUCCCUGCAAAAAUUCCCCCAAGGGUGAGGGAUGGGGGCACCAGACGUCAGAAAAGCAGAAGAAGAUCCGACUCUGUUCAUUUUCCCAAGGCCUGUGUUCUACCCUUUUCUACCCCCAGCUGGCUUCCUCCUUCCUGAGGCUUCCUGGUGGCACUUACCUGAAUAUUUCAGCAGGAGGGGAAAAGCCAGACCGACCCAGCUCGGGGCUGCUGAUGAGUGGAGGAAAAGGCAGGGCCGGCCGGGAGAGGGGUGCAAGACAGACCAGGGAGGUUGGGUCAGGGGAGAAGGGUGGGGGGAGAGGGGCGUGGAGUCGCCGCAGGCCCGCGAGCUGGCCGCCCUGCCUCCCGGGGUCCUCGGCGUCCCACUUUGUAGACAGGGUACCAGCCUCCUGGUGUGUGUCCUGGCAUUCGUUCACAGUAGUGUGUUAUGCAUGACCUUUGUGAGGUGAAGAAGCCGUGGUGGUGCGCCAUGAUAUCCGACCCGUAUAUAUAAAGAUAAAUAUAUAUAUAUAUAUGUAUGUAAAUUAUAGCACUGAGGGCUCUACUGCCCUGCUGGACCAAGCAAAACGAAGCCUUUUGGUUUGGGUGUUACGUUCUGUUAUUUGUUUGUUUUUGUGGCUUGUCUUAUGUGGUGACAGCACAAGUGCCCGUCCGAUCGCUCUGUAUUACGGAAUAGUGUUUUUAAUUAAUGGGUGUUCUAGUUCAUGUCUACCUCAGCACCUCCUCUUAGCCUAAUUUUAGGAGGCUGCCCAAUUUCGUUUCUUCAAUUUUACCCCAUUACUUUUUUGUACAAAUCUCUCUCCCCUCCCGCCCCACCCCGCCCCCUGCCCCGCCCCUCUCCCCACCCCGCCCCCCUGCCCCGCCCCCUCCCCACCCAGACUCCCUGCCCACCCCCCCCACCUCCCCCCACCCCUGUCUCGCUUGCCAGCCCUACCUGUUCUCUCCUCCCCUGAUGCCGUUCCCCACCCCGCGUUGUGCGGUCCUGGUCGCAGCUUUUCCGCAUCUGCCUUCGUUUCGUGUAGAUUGAUGCGUUUCUUUGUAAUUUCAGUGUUUCUGACAAGAUUUAAAAAGGAAAAAAAAAAAAAGGAAAAAAAAAUGAAUUUACUGCUGCAGGUUUUUUUCUCUCUCCAUGUGUCACUAAGUGAAGUUUGUGCCUUCUAUAGCAAAGAGAAUAUUUUUUACAUCCUACUAACAGUAGAUUUUUUUGUAGUGAACAUUUUUUGUAUUUUUAUUUAUAAGUCUCAUAAGAAAAAUAGCAAUGUUCAGUUGUAUACCUUGAAUCUGCAGUUAGAAGAGAAUAAAGUUAAUUCAGUUGUCUCUGG